AUGACCAACAAAAGAGGACAAGGGCAGGCUGUCAGGCAUGCUGCCUCGUGGCCUGACAUCCUGGGAUUGGGCAUUGCCAGAACACUUGUUCUCCAGCAGUUUGCAGAGGUAUUCAGAAGUGAUUCUGCCCAUGGUCUGAGGUAUAAAAGUUUAGUCACUGGAACACGAGCAAGAGGGGUCAUUGCUGCCCUCUGGGUCCUUGCCUUCGGCAUCGGACUGACUCCAUUCCUGGGGUGGAACAGUAAAGACAGUGCCACCAACUGCACGGAGCCCUGGGAUGGAACCAUGAAUGAGAGCUGCUGCCGUGUGAAGUGUCUUUUUGAGAAUGUGGUCCCCAUGAGUUACAUGGUGUAUUUCAAUUUCUUUGGGUGUGUCCUGCCACCACUGCUCAUAAUGCUGGUGAUCUACGUCAAGAUCUUCACAGUGGCCUGCAGGCAGCUUCAGCGCACCGAGCUGAUGGACCACUCCAGGACCACCCUCCAAAGGGAGAUCCAUGCGGCCAAGUCGCUGGCCAUGAUUGUGGGGAUUUUCGCUCUGUGCUGGCUGCCAGUACAUGCCAUCAAUUGUGUCACUCUUUUUCAGCCAGCUCGGGCUAAGGAUAAGCCCAAGUGGGCAAUGAAUAUGGCCAUUCUCUUGUCACAUGCCAAUUCAGUUGUCAAUCCCAUUGUCUAUGCCUACCGGAACCAAGACUUCCGCUAUACUUUUCACAAAAUCAUCUCCAGGUAUGUUCUCUGUCAGACAGAUGUCAAGAGUGGGAAUGGGCAGGCCAGGGCACAGCCUGCUCUCAGUGUGGGCCUAUGACCGAGGCCCUGGCCUCUUCAAGAAGGCACAGAUUCACAAUAAACAAAGGGACAGGACAUGACGGGCUGCUUCUCAUUGGCACCUCACAGGCGUAUAGGCUGCCUCUUCCGAGCACGUCCCUGGAGUUACCACAUAUCUAGCUAAUAUGUAUGUGUCAUUAGUAGGCACCAAUGGUUGACAGUUAUACUUAUGGUUCUUUUUUGCUGUUCUUACUGUGUGGAUGAUGCUGAAGCCUUGAAGGAUUCUAAAAGAUUAUUUUAAGAGUCUGCCUCAUUCAUCAUAGAAAAUGACCGAAAAUAUUUUAUUGUGAAACAAACACUGUGAACUACUAUAAUGCACAUUUUUUUUAACUUAGAGGUAAUGGAAAAAUAAAAGUUUGCUGUACUAAAAAUGUAUACUUGUACCUAGGAAGGUGACCAGGAAAAUUAAAAGUAUAAUUCUUCAA
Molecule: messenger RNA, 1246 nt
Organism: Galeopterus variegatus (Sunda flying lemur)
Lineage: Eukaryota; Metazoa; Chordata; Mammalia; Dermoptera; Cynocephalidae
Gene: ADORA2B
Product: adenosine A2b receptor
Exons: 3
Coding region: 1-801 (266 amino acids)
Biological process (GO): vasodilation; G protein-coupled adenosine receptor signaling pathway; adenylate cyclase-activating G protein-coupled receptor signaling pathway
Cellular component (GO): membrane
Molecular function (GO): G protein-coupled adenosine receptor activity
Source: RefSeq, a predicted model, not a curated record